Benincasa hispida (wax gourd) is the source of this 528-nucleotide messenger RNA. The record is from RefSeq and is a predicted model, not a curated record. NCBI's taxonomy places the organism in Eukaryota, Viridiplantae, Streptophyta, Magnoliopsida, Cucurbitales, Cucurbitaceae.
AUGGAGAAGGAAGGACGGCUACCCGAAGCUGGGGUUGUCAAUCAGCCAUUACCAUCUGAGGAAAAGAUGGAAGAAGCUACGAGAAGGAGUGCUCUGGCAGUUUCAGAUCCUAAGGAAGUUGUGGUGGAGAAGCAGCCUGAAAUGGCUGAGGAGAAGAAGAAGACGAAGAACAAGGAGAAGAAGGCAGAAGGUGAUGAAGAAGCCCAGCGAAAGAAGGAGAAGAAAGAUAGAAAAUCGAGUGAUAAGAGGGAAUGUAGGCAAGAAGGGAAGCGCCUGAAGAAGAAGGAAGAAAAGAGAAAGAGGGCUGAAAGCCCAGAAGUCGACGAAGAAUCAACCACCACAAAGGUGGAUGAGGGGGUGUCAGUGCAACAAAGAAAAUCAGCGCAACUUGAAGAGGAAUCAAUGCAAAUAAAAACGACUGUGACUGACAAUGGAGAGGAUCCAGACAUCACCCCCCUUAUGUGGCAUCACAAGGAGAAUGCGCCGCAAGGUCAACGAUCGACCUAUCAAUUUUGCAAAGUGCAGUAG